AGCUGUGAUCAUUUCUGAGAAACAAACGAAGUCGCCAUUUUUGUGACAACAACUUAAAGUGUGUGCCUUGUGUUUAAAACAGCUUGAAAUCAUUGAAAUGCAGUGUUAAAAUUGGGGAUGAAGAUGCACGGAAAGUGGCUGCUUUACAGUUGAGACCUAUUUAAAUGGAAUAAGGGUUACAAAAGAAGGAAAAAUGAGUUCAGAGGAGAUAAAAGCAGAGUACACGUCUAGUUUGGCAGACUUGACGUUCAACAGCAAGCCAUUAAUAAAUGUGUUGACAAUGUUAGCAGAAGAGAAUCUUCAAAACGCGAGUGAUAUAGUUGAAGCUAUUGAAACACAUCUUUCAAAGGUUCAUACUGAUGUGAAGUUGCCUAUUCUCUAUCUUAUGGACUGUAUUGUGAAGAACGUCGGUGGUAUUUAUAAGGAACUCUUCAGUCAAAAUGUUGUUUCAACAUUUUGUAAUGUUUUUAAAGUUGUUGACGAAAAAACUCGCGCCGAAAUGUACAAACUGCGGCAAACGUGGAACGAUCAGUUCCCACAGAAAAAACUGUACGCGAUCGACGUGCAAAUCAAUUUGCUUGACCCGGCGUGGCCCGUCACCGCUCAACCUCCCUCAAACGUCCACAUCCACUUUAACCCAAAAUUCUUGAAGAACGAAAAACCUACCAAAAUUUUGAAAAACGAUGGCGCUUCGGUAGACCACAAUAAGUUGUUGGAAAUGCAGAAGGAUUUGUUGGAGAAGAAGAAGGGACUGUUGGAGAUGCAAAAGAAAAAAAUUGAGUUGGAACUGGCGCAGGUCAAUCUCAGGGUGACUGGUGCUAACAUUGUAACAAAAGAUCCCAGAAAGGCAUAUGGGAAUCAAAUCAACAAACUAAAUAGCUUGCAUCAAAAAAUACCCAGCAACCCGAACGCGCCAAAAAUAUCGCCUGUAAGCAGCGCGUUAAUCUCAGCAGCCAAUAAAAGACCGGUAACUCGCGACCCGCGACUACAAAAAAUGCAAAGUCAAGCAAACAAGGAGGAAAACGUGCAAAUUAAAGUAACAAGAACAGACCCAAGACUAAACAACGUUAGCAGCAACAAAAAAUCCCCGCCUAAAAUUAAACAGGACAAAAUUAAUAAGUCGCCCAGUAAAAGCAGCAGCGAUUCUUUGAAGUCAUCCUCAAACAGCUCUUUGGAGGCUGAAGAUAAGAAAAAGUCGCCCAGCAAGAACAAGAAAAAGGAUAAAUAUGAGGAAAAGCGGAAGGAUUCGGAUAAAAGAUCGAAAAAAGUCGACGUCGCGGCUUUCAAGGACGCCAAAUCGUCGAAGUCGCGGAAUUACGUGAGGCGGAAUCGCUCCCCAUCCCCACCGAGCCCUGAAGACGUCCCCCAGCACCAAGACGUGGAUUUAAGGGCUUCUUUGGGCCCCCCGGAGAAACAGCUGCGUCUUCAGAGCGACGAUAAAAGUGUAAGUAAAGACGUUGAUUUGCGCCAAUUACCAGCAAUGAUAGGCAAAAAACGUCCAUCCACAGAGGCUCUUGAUGGAAGCAACCCAAAAAAAUCAAAAACCGAAGUUUUCGACAUUUUGUUUGGUAACGAAGAUACGGAUUUAAGAAAAUUACCGAGUGUUGUGAACGAUAGACCCCCCACACCACCACCUCCCAUUAUUUCCAAUAAAAUAAACGAUGUAGUGGAAAUUAAUUCACCGCCCAAAAAGAACGACAAAUUAGACGCUAUAAGAGCCAAGUUGGCCAAUGCUACCAACAGAGACAAAAUAUUCGCCAAAAGUUUUCACAAAAAGAAGUUGGCAGCUUCAUCUGAAGAGAACAAACCUCAGAUAAUAAUCUCCCAAGAUGACGAGCAGGACAUAAAAGACGGAAAAAUAACGAAGGAGCAGGAGAGCAGGAUUCUAAACCAAAUCAUAAUGCAAAUGGAGAAAAGCAAGCUGAUUGAGGCGAAGAAAAAAGACCUCGACGAGUCCGUUAUCAAUAUUUCCACGCAAAGUAUAAGCGACGACGAUUUGGACGAGUCGUACAACAGCGAGGACGAAAGGGAAAGGGAGAGGUUCAAGAAGGAGGUUUAUGGAGUUGGUGGGAAGGAUAAUGGGGAUAAGGAGGAUAGAGGGCACGAGAAGGGACAGCAGUUUCCCAAAUUUAGGGAACAAAGAUGGCAGCAAGGGGGACAUUGGAGAGGUAGUGGUAGACGUGGUAGACAUUGGGAGAACCCGGUGAUGCACCCGGGUCCGCAGGCAUUGGCGCCCAGGCCCGGGGCGCGUCCCUGGUUAAAUCCUCCCAACAGCGCGUGGCGGCCUUUGGGCGCCCCCCGUUUCGACUUCCACCCUCCCAGCGUCGACAACGACGACAGCAGACAGUCCCCGGAAAUUUCUGCUGCUGAUUUAGUUGUUGGUCCCGUUAAUCAGGAGGAUAUCAAAAAUAUCAACAUCGACGGUACCCCAAGGGAUAUUCGGUAUUACGAUGAAGUGGCGGUUGUUUUUAUGAACUGGGACGAUCCCAGAGAGAUUGGUUUUCAGGAUGGGAUGCGGGGGUUAUCGUUUAACGAUGCGGAGUCGUACAUGUUGUCUUUUAAUGAGCCGUAUAAGGAGGUUAAUGUAAAUGGAGGUGUGUGUCAGGUUCGUUUGGGGGUCCCCUGCAGAGAAAUCUUUAUCAACCACAAGCCCUACGAGUGUUAUUUCGGCGGGCCAGGGAUAACGAUCGACUUGGAGGGCGUCAAGACUCUAGUAAAACUCGAAGGCCCGCCCCCGCAAGUUAAAAUCGGUCCAAGCAAGAGAACCGAUCUUGUCGCCGGCCGAAUAAGCUUGAUAAUCGACGCCAAGAUAAUCGUGCCGGUGUUUCUCGAUGCAAAACCGCAACACUUUACGCUGGAUGGCGAAACGCAUACAUUAAAAUUUGUAGAUUCUUUGCAAACUGUAUUAAUAAACGAUUGUCCAUUUAACGUUGAAUUUGGUGGUCUCCCCAAACCCGUACAAAUCCACGGUAAGAAACACUUUAUCAGAUUUUCAGUAUUGCCGAGGGGCGUAAGGCCGGGGCGCGUGCGCCUACAAGGUAUGGCGGGCGCCCGGGGCCUCAGUCCGCCCCCUGUCUCGAUCCACGACGACAUGCAGCAAAACAGCAGCAGGGACGGUUUCGAUAUGCAACCCAAUUUCUCCAACAACGCCAACCAGAGGAUGGAUUCCCCCGACAGGAACUCCAACUCGCCGAAUAUAUUCCAAAACAUUUUGCAACAAUCCAACCACUUGGACCUUCUCUCGAGCGUGAUAUCAUCAGCGUCCAACGAGAAAGGCACCUCUGGCGGCUACCAAGUGGAAAAUUUCAACCAAACAAACUCUGACAACCAACAAAAGACUUCUGCGGAGGCGGCGCCCGCCAACAGUAUAAACCCGCUCAACAUAAACGACCUGUUCCAAAAACUGGUGCAAUCCGGCAUAGUUGCCACUUCCCCUUUCAAAGAAAACGCCAAACCCAAGGUCCGAUUGGAUCAGCAGAUUCUCGACAACAAACCCAGGAGAAGCCCCAUGGAAAAUCUCAAGAUGGUUUCCUUCUCUAAACCGGAAACCCUGAAAAGUCGGCAGGGUAGCCUAUACGGCGUUUUGUACAGCGGCAUGCAGUGUAGCAGUUGCGGAAUGAGGUUUCCGCCGGAACAGACCACUCAUUACAGCCAGCAUUUGGAUUGGCAUUUCAGACAGAAUCGUAAAGGGAAGAAGAAUAUCAGGGUGGCUUCCAGCAGAAGAUGGUACUACUCUCUAUCUGACUGGAAGAAUUAUGAAGAAAUUGAGGAUUUGGAAGAAAGAGAGAAAAACUUCUUCGACCAGCAAGCCACACAGGCAGAGGGCGCCGAAAACGAUGCGGAAGAGGAGGUCGAGAUUCCUACUAUACCGGCCGAUCCGGACGUCACCAAGGACUACUGCGAAGUGUGCAAGGACAAAUUUGAUCAGUUUUUCAACGAGGAGAAGGAAGAAUGGCACUUCAGGAACGCCAUGAAGAUCGAGGAGAAUUAUUAUCACCCCUUGUGUUACGAGGACCACCUUCGGUCUUUGCAGGAGGUAACUUUGGAUGAGAGUCAGAUUGAUGUUUCUGCCACAAAAGAGGAAGAAAAUAAAGAGUUGAUACCCGGUCUGCAAAUAAUUUUGGAUGACGACGAUGUUGAAAGUGUGCACAACUCGAAUUCCGAAGUGAUUAUCGACGAAAGUGAUGAUGAAAAGGACAAAAACGAGCCCGAUGUUGACGGGGAAGAAUCCAAAGACAUGUUCGAAGAUCCUCCGCAGGAAGACGACGACGAUGAUGUCAUCCUCAACGAAGAAGCGCCUGUGAAAAUCGUCAUCGAUGACGAUGACGACGACGACGAACUUCACCGCGAGCAGGAGAACAACGUCGGAAAUAAAAAGGUUACGGUUAAAAAGGAGAAAAUCGAAAUUGACGACGGCUUUGAGGAUGUAGGAGGGGUGGUCAGUUUGCCCAAUGGCGGUCAUAUUAAGAUUAAAGCGGAACCUGUCGAUCUAGACGAGAAUCCUCUGGAUAUAACAGACCCGGAACUGGGUGGCUCAUUAACGGAAAACAACGGCGAACUGGAAUCGCCGCAAAAGGAAAGCACAGUGUCCGCGCACCCGACAUUCCUAACAUCGAUAGACGGUAACGUGGAGUUAAACUCGAAUGUGGCCGCGACUGCCUCGAAAGGCAUUAAAAUAAACAUCAGCAAACCGUUGUCUGUGAUAGCGCCAAAAGAGACGAGUCGCGACGCCGGGGAGGGUCUUGUAGACCCCACGGAGGGCCUCAUAGACCCAUCGCAGCCGCUGCCGCCCGGCGAGGAGCCCGUGCAACUAAAUCUGAAGCCGGCCCUGCAAGGGGUGGCCCUCAGGAAGAUGCCGCCAGUCGCCAAAGGCGCCGAGCUCAGUGGUUUGUGUUCUAUCAUGUGAUUUUAUUUAAUUUACCCCUUUUGUACAUAGCUAUUAAUUGUUUUUUGUAAAUAUGACGCGACUCCUAUAAUUAUCCUGAUGAAUAGACUUUAAGUUCGUUUUCAGGGUACCUACAUAUUCUACUUUUUUCCGAUCGUUUGAAAGAAACGUUUUAUCACAUUAUGUCCAUUAUUUAAAACAUUGUUAUUGUUGGAAAUAAAUAUUUUUUUAAUAAAUAUGACUUUGUUACUAUGUCUUGUAUCCUUAAAAAAAUAACAAAAAUAUUAGUACUUGUAGAGAUUUAAUGGGUUUUAUUUUUGAUUUUAAGAAAUAAAUAAUUAAUU
Messenger RNA from Brassicogethes aeneus, 5229 nucleotides. The record is from the annotation of a GenBank genome assembly. NCBI's taxonomy places the organism in Eukaryota, Metazoa, Arthropoda, Insecta, Coleoptera, Nitidulidae.